Mya arenaria is the source of this 1310-nucleotide messenger RNA. Its product is annotated as galectin-5-like. The annotation marks the transcript as partial. The transcript has 4 exons. Gene Ontology annotation, molecular function: carbohydrate binding. NCBI's taxonomy places the organism in Eukaryota, Metazoa, Mollusca, Bivalvia, Myida, Myidae. The record is from RefSeq and is a predicted model, not a curated record.
UUCAACCCGCCUGUGCCGUUUGUGCACAACUUUGGCGGCCUCUACCCAAACAAGAUGAUCGUCAUCAGCGGCAUACCCCUACCGAAAGCUAAGAGCAGGUUCACUAUUAACUUAGAACAUGGUGAUGACAUCGCGUUCCACUUCGACGUCAGGUUUGAUAGCAACGUUAUCUUACGGAAUAGCCAGCAGAGAGGUAUUGUUUGGGGCAGAGAAAAAUGGGAGUGUGCAUGGUUUCCAUUUACCCGUGAUGUUUGGUUUGAAAUGGCGAUAAAUGUCGAAACGUCAAUGUUUAAGGUUGUUGUGAACAACCAGCAUCUGUUCGAGUACUGCCACCGUCUUCAGUCAUUGGAGCGCUUCGACUCCCUCAGAAUCACCGGAGACCUUCGUCUGACACAGGUCCGUUUCCAGGGAUAAACACAAACGUUCUUGUUAUUGGUUUCAGUUCACCAUCGGUGUAAAAGAGUUUAAUCAACGGAUGUGUCGUCAUUUUCAUCAAAAAUGGUUCGAAUUUAUGUGAUGACACAUACAAAAAAUUAUUUCAUAAUAUAUUUCAAUUUACUUGAUUUUUAAUCAAUCCUAUUUUGAUUGUUACACAAUAACUAAGUUGAUAAUGGUAUCGUACCACCAUUGUAGAGCUUUGUAAAAGUGAACUAUCUGUCAUUAUACCCCCGACAAACGAAGUUUGAAGUGGGUAUAUUGGAGUCACCCUGUGGUCGGUCGUUCGGUCGGUUUGUCGGUCGAUCCGUUGCAAUUUACCUUGUUCGGAGCAUAACUUAAACACUACUGGAUGUAAUUGGAUGUUACUGAGUUAUUGCCCUUUUGUGUUUGUUUUUGCUGUCAAUUUUUUCCAGACAUUAACUUGCAAACUACUAGAUGGAAUUUAUUGAAACUUCAUACCAUGGUAAAGCACAAUGAGAGGAAGUGCAGUGCACAAGAACCACUUUAUUUUAGCUAAUUGCAGAGUUAUGGACUUUAAUACUUUUUUCUUGUUUUUCAUGUUAAAAAGUAAUUGGCAUUACUUCUAAAGUUUAAUUCGAGAUACUUUUUGUUCUUUUGCAUAAAUGUAUUAUAUAUGAAUGUAAAUAUAUUUUCCGAAAAAAAGCAUUAUCAUGUUUCUUGUGUGGGAUAAAUAAAAGAAAGUGGUGCAUAAUUUGUUUGACAUAAUCAUACUCAUUGUACAGCAAGUAUUGAUUGUCCAUUUCCAUUACAAUUAGUACAAUUUAGCAAUGUUGACAUUUCAAUGUGUCAUUUCCUUGUCCAUUCGAUUGCCCUCCUUUAUGAGCGACGGAGUCAGGCGGAGCUCAAAAAUG